Clunio marinus is the source of this 748-nucleotide messenger RNA. The record is from the annotation of a GenBank genome assembly. NCBI's taxonomy places the organism in Eukaryota, Metazoa, Arthropoda, Insecta, Diptera, Chironomidae.
CGAUGACCAGACGAGUGUUAAUUCAAUGCACGAAUUCAAAGAUAAGCUAAUGAGAAAAGCUGAAGAGAUGCUUGAAUCUGGAUUUCCACCUAAAAUGGCUAAAAUUGAAGAAUUUCUUAAUAAAAAUAACAUCAUGAAUGACGUCCAGUUUAUUUAUAAAUCUGAUGAUGGUGCCUACGCUUCUGGAUUUCUUAAAUGCAAUGCUCAAAUCGUAGAAUUAAUCAAUGAAGUCAAGCCAAUUGUUCGAGGUCUCAUUGAAGAUGCAAAUCUCUUGAAAGUUUGGAUAAAAUUGCAAAUUCCAAAAAUUGAUGGAGGUUCAGACUUUGGCAUUUCAAUUCAAGCCGAAGCACUGUCAGAAAUAAGAUCAAUUGAGUCAGAUGCAUGUUCAAUGAAUGAUCGCUUUGCUCGUUAUUUUAGCGCUCGAGCUAACAUUGUAAUAAAAAUCAUGGAUUUUCCAGAAGUCGAAGAUUUUAAGCACGAAUUGGAGGAAUUAGACAAAAAAGAACUUAUCGGCUUAUGGCUGAUGAUGAGUGAAGCAAGAAAUCAUUAUUGUCUGUUACAUGAUAUCAUUUCGAAGAACAUCGAAAAGUUGAAGAAACCGAGACGAAGUUCUCUAGCAAAGAAAAUGUUUCAUUAAAAAUGUUCUUUUAAACGAAACUGGUCUAUGAACAGACAGAUUAGAAAAUUCUUUCAAUGAAAUGAUUUAAACAUUUUCAAGAGUAUAAAAAUAAAAUUUAAAUAAAUCAUG